AAAAAGAAAACACCAAAACCCAUUUUCAAGAGUUUUUCCAUCACCACAUAUUUUUCUUUGUGGGAACAAACUCAAGAUUUUACACACAUAAUUCUUUCAAAAUCAUAAAAUUUUGUCGCAUCACUCUAAUGUACUGUGUUUGACCCCUCUCUUCACUUCAACCCAAAAAAACUUAAAUAAUUUUAAAUUCUGGUUUGAUCCGAUAUCUCAGACCAGGAAAAAAUAAAGAAUGACAAAAGAAAUAAACUUGUUUUCAGUAUUCUUCUCAAUCUAUUUCCCAAUUAUCUUAUCGUUAAUUUCCAAAUCUACAAACGCACAAAUUAGCUUUGAUUGCUCGAACACAACUAUGUUCGCAAACAAUAGCCAAUACCAAACCAAUCUCAACACCGUUUUCCGUUAUCUCACCUCCAACGCCACCAACCCCAACGGCUACCAUCAAGCCGUUUCCCGUACCGGCAACGCCACCGUGUACGGCCACUUCCUCUGCCGCGGGGAUCAAAACACCACCUCAUGCCAAACCUGUAUUACCACCGCCACCACCACUGACCUCCCAACACAUUGUCCUAAUCGAAAAGUUGCUAUAAUAUGGUACGACAAUUGUAUGGUAAGGUAUUCAAACCAGUCAUUUUUCGGUCAAAGGGACUCGUCCCCUGUAGUGUCCUUGGUAAAUACGAAUAGUGUAACGGGUAAUACGACCCGAUUUAGUGAACUUUUGGGUGAUAUGAUGAACAACGAUAUUGCUGUUCGAGCUGCAAGUGGAGGGUCACAGAAGAAGUUUGCGACGGCUUUUGUAAAUUAUACAAUCUUCCAAACGUUAUAUGGGUUGGGACAAUGUACGCCGGACUUGAGCCCCAGUGAUUGUAACAGCUGUUUGGAGUUUGGUAUUGGGCAGUUCGGGGUGAAUCAGGGUGCUCAAUAUUUGCAGCCUAGCUUCGCUGUUCAUUACGAGAUGGUUCCGUUCUUUAAUUUAUCGUCCAUCGUCAGAGCCGCCCCACCACCUCAGCCGUUGCUUCCGCCGCCGCCUCGACAAUCUCCCGCCACUAAUUCUAAUCGUGGGAACAGAAUCUCAACGACUGUGAUUGUUGCCAUUGUCGUUCCUAUAGCAGUAUCUACUGUGGUUGCAUUACUUGUUAUAUGCAUUUGUUGCGCCAAAAACAAGAAAACAAAUAAUUAUGAAGUUGCUGAAACUGGUGAAGAUUUCACAACGGUCGAGUCCUUGCAAUAUGAUUUAGCAACGCUUCGGUCUGCAACAAAUAACUUCUCCAUCGAGAAUAAAUUGGGCGAAGGGGGAUUUGGUAUUGUCUAUAAGGGUACACUUUCAAAUGGGAAGAUGAUAGCAGUAAAGAAGUUGUCUAUAAACUCUAGUCAAGGACUACAAGAGUUCAAAAACGAGAUAUUAUUAGUAGCCAAACUUCAACACAGGAAUUUAGUAAGGCUAUUGGGAUUUUGUUUCAAGGGGAAAGAAUUGUUACUCGUAUAUGAGUAUGUGCCCAACAAGAGCCUUGACAAUUUUCUCUACGAUCCAGAAAGUCAAAGGUUACUUGACUGGGCUACUCGCUACAAAAUUAUACGAGGCAUAGCUCGAGGGAUGCUUUAUCUCCAUCACGAUUCUCAACUCAGAGUUAUACAUCGAGAUCUUAAAGCAAGUAAUGUCUUGUUGGAUGUCGAUAUGAAUGCUAAGAUUUCAGACUUUGGCAUGGCAAAGCUGUUUGUAAUGGAUCAAAGCCAAGGCAAUACAAGCAGGGUUGUUGGAACAUAUGGUUACAUGGCGCCCGAGUAUGCAAUGAACGGUCAAUUCUCUAACAAAUUGGAUGUUUAUAGUUUUGGAGUUUUAGUCUUGGAAAUUAUUAGUGGCCAAAGAAACAGUACAUUUUAUCAAUCAGGGGAAGCAGAGGACCUUUUAUGCUAUGCAUGGAAACAGUGGAGACAAGGGACGCCAUUUGAAAUCGUUGAUCCAACUAUAAGAGACUCAUGUUCAAUGGACGAAGUUAUGAGAUGCAUACAUAUAGGCUUGUUAUGUGUUCAAGAAUCGGCAGAUGAAAGACCAACUAUGGCAACAACAAUGCUCACAUUAGACAGCUACUCGGUUACUCUUCAGGUGCCUGAAGCUCCGGGUUUCUUCAUAAAGAGUAAAGCUUUGAAUGAGGUUGGUUCUAAUCAAUCAGCAUUUUGGUCGGUAAAUGACGUUUCAAUCACUGAACUAGGACCUAGGUAGAAAAAAUUUACAUGAAGAAAUGAUCCUCAAGGAAAUUAAUCGUUUUUCAAUGAAUCAUUAAUUUUGAUGCUACGACAUAGUAUUAUUUUGUUGUUCACAUGUACAUUUCAGUUUAUGUACCUGGAUGCACAACUGCAUUAAGAUGAAUCAAUGAAAAAUCUUGUCGUCUUAA
Spinacia oleracea (spinach) is the source of this 2387-nucleotide messenger RNA. RefSeq names its product cysteine-rich receptor-like protein kinase 44. Gene Ontology annotation, cellular component: plasma membrane. Gene Ontology annotation, biological process: protein phosphorylation. The coding region runs from base 230 to 2215 and encodes 661 amino acids. NCBI's taxonomy places the organism in Eukaryota, Viridiplantae, Streptophyta, Magnoliopsida, Caryophyllales, Amaranthaceae. The transcript has 7 exons. The record is from RefSeq and is a predicted model, not a curated record. Gene Ontology annotation, molecular function: protein serine/threonine kinase activity; ATP binding.